CCUAAAAAUGCCAAUUCAUUUCUGAUAAAUAUACGAAUGGUUACCGGUGACCGACAAAAGCUUGGCUUAGGUAUCAGAAACUCAAAGACCAACCAGGGUUUUCUCUCUCUUAACUAAGCCCCAAAAGAAUUGCACAUGAUAAAAGUAAAAAAGAAAAGAAAAAAAUUAGCCGUUCUCUCGCACUCUGUCUCUCUUUCUCUCUCUCUCUCUGCCUCUGUGUGUCACUCUUUAGAGGUCCUGGUUUCUUCUUCUUCUUCUUCUUUCUCUUUCUGAUAAUGUAAAAAAAACGCAGAGAAAAAAAAUCGGCUUUAAAUCCGUUAAUACACAUUUUAAAAAGUAUUGGAAAUGGCUUUCUGGAGCUUUUUGACUGUGCUUAUUAUUCACAUUUGUGUAUUUGUGAGCUUCUGUUUUGCUGCGGAUCCGUUUGUCAACUACAAUUUCGAGGUUUCUUACAUUACUGCUUCACCACUGGGUGUUCCUCAACAGGUUAUUGCCAUUAAUGGGCAAUUUCCAGGUCCUACUAUUAAUGUGACUACUAACAACAAUGUUGCUGUCAAUGUUCGGAACAAAUUGGAUGAGAAUCUCCUCAUUACUUGGGCGGGAAUUCAGCAACGACGAAGUUCAUGGCAAGAUGGAGUUCUUGGUACCAACUGUCCAAUUCCGCCGAAGUGGAACUGGACGUAUAAUUUUCAGGUUAAGGACCAGAUUGGAAGCUUCUUCUACUUUCCGUCUCUCAAUUUUCAGAGAGCGGCUGGUGGAUUUGGUGGCUUUAUUAUAAACAACCGUGCCAUUAUUCCUAUUCCAUUUGACACUCCAGCUGGGGAUAUAACAAUUUUGAUUGGUGAUUGGUACACUAGGAACCAUACGGCUUUGAGGAAGACCCUUGAUGCUGGAAAAGAUCUUGGGAUGCCAGAUGGAGUUCUUAUUAAUGGAAAGGGUCCUUAUAGAUACAACGAUACUCUUGUCCCAGAUGGCAUUGAUUAUACAACAUUUGAUGUACACCCAGGAAGAACUUAUCGUAUCCGUGUUCAUAAUGUUGGAAUAUCAACCAGUCUGAAUUUCAGGAUCCAAAACCACAAUCUGCUUCUAGCAGAGUCAGAGGGAUCAUAUACAGUGCAACAAAAUUAUACUAGCUUAGAUAUACACGUUGGGCAAUCCUAUUCCUUUUUGGUAACAAUGGAUCAGAAUGCAAGUAGUGAUUACUACGUGGUAGCUAGUGCUAGAUUUGUGAAUGAAUCAGUUUGGAAAAGGGUUACUGGUGUUGCCAUCUUACACUAUUCAAAUUCCAAAGGAAAGGCAGCUGGCCCCCUCCCUGAAGCGCCAAAUGAUGAGUUUGACAAAACCUUCUCAAUGAACCAGGCGAGGUCUAUCAGAUGGAAUGUAUCAGCAAGUGGUGCACGACCUAAUCCGCAAGGGUCUUUUAGAUAUGGUUCAAUCAAUGUGACUGAUGUCUAUGUGUUAAAAAACAAGCCACCAGUGGUGAUUAAUGGGAAACGACGAGCAACUCUUAGUGGGAUCUCAUUUGUCAAUCCUUCCACACCAAUCAGGCUUGCUGACUGGUAUAAAGUGAAGGGAGUAUAUAAGCUUGAUUUUCCUACUAGGCCACUUACAGGUCCACCUCGGAUGGGAACAUCAGUGAUUAAUGGAACUUUUAGGGGAUUUAUGGAAGUCAUACUACAGAACAAUGAGACCAAGAUGCAGAGCUAUCACAUGGAUGGAUAUGCUUUUUUCGUUGUGGGGAUGGAUUAUGGUGAGUGGACGGAGAAUAGCAGGGGCACAUAUAAUAAGUGGGAUGGAAUAGCUCGCACCACGACACAGGUUUAUCCUGGAGCAUGGACAGCGAUUUUGAUAUCUCUUGACAAUGUUGGCGUCUGGAACCUCAGAACUGAAAACCUUGACUCUUGGUAUCUUGGCCAAGAAACAUAUGUUAGGGUUGUAAAUCCCGAAGCUACCAACAAGACCGAGUUGCCCAUACCAGAUAAUGCCCUCUUUUGCGGCGCUCUCAGCAAAUUGCAGAAGCCACAGCAUAUUACUUCAUUUGGAACACCAAUCACAGGCAAUAUAUCAAAGUUGUUCACUCUGCUGAUGAUCAUUUGUGCUGCGAUUCCCAUUAUCUACUAGAAGGUUUUUACCCUUUUUUAUUUAUUAAUUUAUUUUUUUCUUGGAGUUUCUCCUCAAAUGUUCUGUCAUAUCCUUCCUGGGUUGUUAGUGAGGUUUGUGAUUGUGUGUGUGUUUAGGUCUUUGUAAGUUUAGCCUUGUUGAUAAGAAUGUUCAGUGAUUUUGACAUGCAUUCUUUUCUCUGUCAAAGUUGUUCCAAAUAGUCCCCGGCUUCCCCGGUUUAAUUUAUUGGGUUUUCUAUCAUUCUUUUAUUACCUAUAACUUCUGUACUAAUGACAAUUCAUCAUCAAUUAAAUACAAUGCAUCUUUCCUAGA
Molecule: messenger RNA, 2433 nt
Organism: Ziziphus jujuba (common jujube)
Lineage: Eukaryota; Viridiplantae; Streptophyta; Magnoliopsida; Rosales; Rhamnaceae
Product: monocopper oxidase-like protein SKU5
Exons: 9
Coding region: 346-2121 (591 amino acids)
Cellular component (GO): plasma membrane
Molecular function (GO): copper ion binding; oxidoreductase activity
Source: RefSeq, a predicted model, not a curated record